GUAUAACCUCUGUGAGCAUCAAAUCGAAAACACCGAUUUGAAAACAAGAAACAACAGCUUAAGUCCAAGGUGACUUUCUGCUCUUUGGAAUCAGAUAAAAGAAGACAUUUUAGAAGAUGGGACCUAAUAGUAUGAAAUCGUUUAUGCUUAUUGUUUUCAUAAGCAUGUGCACGUCUCAGAUCACUGAAGCUCAAAAAGGUCUAACUUUAUCUACAUUCACGGUAACAUCAAGAAGCAUCACGGUUCAAUGGACAAAGGUUUCAGGAGUUCACUCAUACAAGGUCACCGCUACACCUAAAAACUCUCCCGGAACACCGGUCUUCGUUCAGUUCAACGGAGUUAUAGCGAUCGGGUCCGUUUCUUCACUCUCCCCUAACACGUACUACACUGUGAGAGUGGAAGCAUUAGAUAACACUGGCCAAGUCCUGUCCGCUGCUGAGAUCAUACAAACCACAGCUCCUGAGGUACCCAGCCUUGAACAAGCAUAUUCGAAAAUGAGUGACAGCAUCACGGCGGAAUGGAGUCCUGUACCCGGAGCAACCAGUUACGUCCUGAGAGCCGAGGAUGGGACAUCAGUCAUAGAAACUACAGUCGCAGACUCUCCGGGAACCGUGCGCAACCUGAAGCCUUCCACACAGUAUGUCAUCAGAGUGAUGUCUGUCAAUGCGGGAGGGAGAAGCCAGCCGUCCCUGUCUAAGAAAGCAAAGACAGUUGUUGCUGCUCCAAUUCUCCAUUCCAGUUCUCCUGCUAAUGACAUGAUUGUGGUAACCUGGGAUCCAGUCUACAUGGCUGUGGGGUACACAUUCUCCCUUAUAAAGGUAGGAUCAGACAAGCGGGUCAGGGUGAACACCACAGAAACCAACAUUACCUUCACUGACCUAGAAGCUGGGACUACCUAUUCAAUCAAAGGCAAUGCCUGGGAUUCCAAUAAUACCCUGGGCGAUGAUUACACUAUCACCCAGAUCACACGACCUGCUGUCCCAUCUUCGAUUCAAGUCUCCUUCACUGGCCGCUCUAUGGGCGUUAUGAUUUCCUGGUCUUUUGUGGAAGGAGCAGAUAAUUUCACAGCCUUGAGCUCAAAUGGACAGAACUGCUCCUCAUCUGAGGAUAACUGUGUGAUAUCACCACUGACAUGUGGCCAAAACUAUUCCAUCUCAGUCAUUGCUUCAAAUAGAGCAGGUCCCAGCAACCCUUCCAAACCUGAGGACUUCUUAACUUUUCCCUGUGCUCCCGAAAAUAUCAAGAUAGAGGAACCCAGCCCUGGAAAUCUCACAGUGUCCUGGUCUAAGGUGAUCUAUGGAGAAUACUAUAUGGCCUUUGUGAAAAGAGGUGAUGGCAAGGAGGAACAGUGCAACACCACACUGGACAGAUGCACUUACGACUCUGAAUGUGGCUUCACAUACUUCAUCAGCGUCUUUGCUUAUAAUGGUGCCGGCCAGAGUCCCUCAGGAAAAGUCUUAAACUACACUACUGCACCCUGCUGUCCCGAUAAUGUUGUGCCAGCCCUUGUCUCCAGCGACACUUUGGAGAUUACAUGGUCGCCUGUGCGUGGUGCUGAGAUCUAUGAGACAACGGCUGCUGAUGGGACUAAUCAGGUUCACUGCAAUGACACAGCUACUGUAUGUGCCUUGUCCUCCCUAAAGUGUAACACCAGAUUCAGUGUCAUCAUCACGUCUUGCAAUGAAAUCCGUGGCUGCAAUACCACCUGCAAAAAUCAAUAUAUCGAAACAGCUCCUUGCACCCCCCAGAUCUGGAAUAUCACCCAGAUAACCUCGUCCAACUACAGCGUUUCCUGGACUGCAGACAACAAGGAAGCAAACUACACUGUGAGAGCUCUUGGAAAGGCUGAAUCAUACUCCUGUAGGACCUCUGGGAGAUCCUGUCAGAUCACCAAUCUGCCCUGUGGCUCUGUCUUUGAUGUCAGCGCCAUUGCCUUUACAUCUGCAGGAGAAAGCCUUCCAAGCUACACUCUGCCACUAGAGACAGGACCCUGUUGUCCCGAAAACUUUACUGUAAGUCAAGCGACACAGUCAAUGACUAAUGUGACGUGGUCGCCUGGAAAAGGAGCUCAGUCAUACAUCACAAUGCUGAACUCAACACAUGGAGAAGCCAAGUGUCACACACUCCAGACGCACUGCCUGCUGGGAUGCAUCACCUGUGGCGUCAACUACACAGUGUCCAUGCAAGCUAUCAGUGGAACAGGUCAUAAAUCACAGUGUACAUACCAUGGGUUCUCCUCCAGUGCCUGCUGCCCCAUGAGUGUCAAGCUCUACAGAGUUGGCAACAACACCAUCAGAGUGUACUGGCGUUCCACAGGCAGCCUCCACAACUACACUGCUGACCUCUAUGGGUCUCUUGCCAAUUACACCUGUAGCCCCUCGCCCGGUGCCAGCUACUGCGACGUUACUGAGGUCGCCUGCAGAGAUGUUUACAGCGUUGUGGUGGUCCCAGUCUCAAUGGAUGGCACAAAAGUCAAAUUCUGCCCAAGAAGAAUAUAUUCUGUUUCUUGUUCUGGGAGUAAUGUUGGAAUGGUUGUUUAUCGAGGGAAACGGAGUCUGGGUUAGCUCAACGAAUAUCGGAACAGCGGCUGGAUCUAGGCUAUUACCCAGGUGACCUUCAAGAUACAUCAUAUUUCUAAGAAACUGCUGAGACAAUUGUUGUGCAAGUGGAUUUUUCAACUUUUUAUCUUUACAAUGCUCCCAUCACAGAACACAAAAUACCUCCAAAUGUAAUUUCAUGUUUGCCCUCCCAUUUAAAUUGUUGUUUUUAAUUGUGUGUCCUAACACCAUUUGUAUUAUUAAUUUGUUGAAUAUUUGAGGUUAUUCUUUUUAUAAAGACUAACAUGUACUGUAAUAAACCAUGAAAUGACUACAUUAAAAUGAUGAUCUCCCUGGAUUGGGACAUUUAGAUACUUAUCCUUGAUUGAAAUUCAACACGUUUGUUUUAACUAAAAUGUAACUGACUUAAGAUGUGAAACAGACAAUAAUUGAUGUUAAAAGAGCAGAAAAAUGAAAAAAUGAAAAUUGUGAGAAGGGUGGAAAGGAAUCCAAUCUAGGUAGAAAAUUGGAAGCAAAGAGUAAUUUACUCUCUACAUUAAAAAGAAAAAAUAGCUCAAAAGUAAAAUCAAGCAAACUGUUGUGCCAUUUUCAGGAUUUCUAAGAAAUAAUCUAAAAAAACAAACUAGCCUACGUGUGUCUUAUGUCUUGAAAGAAGCAGCAGGAAAAAGGCACAAUCAUUAAUGUUGAUUUACUAAAAUGUAAAGCAGUUGCACAAUUGGUUGCAAUUAGGCAAUUCAGUAAGCUAUAUUACAAAACAUCUAGUCUAUAUGAAAAUCAGGGGAAAUUAAUACUUUCUACAAAUGUUAAUAGUUAAUAGUGAAACAGUCCCACAUGGACAAUCAAUGAGUGAAAUAACCAAUAAGUGCCUUUCCUUUGCUUGUAUAAAUUUAUUUUUUUUACCUUCAAUUUGGAUGCAAACAAUUUUGUAUGAGUUUAUAUGAUUAGCUUUACUCAUGUAGCAAGCCUCUGAAGGAAAUGUGACCAGUUUUGAAAUUCUGGGCUAGAGUAAUUUGUCUGGCAAUGAACAACAAUAUUUGUUUCUCCGAUAAUGUUGUGACAUUUCUCACUUUAACAUUGUAUUUCAUUGCAGUAUCACUGUUUGCCUCAAGAUAUUCAAAGCUCAUAUCUUAUUUCCUGAAGAUGACAUUUAAGCAAUCAUACAUUGGAAUUUGUUUACAAAUUUGACACUCAGCAGAUUUCUAUU
Molecule: messenger RNA, 3762 nt
Organism: Lepisosteus oculatus (spotted gar)
Lineage: Eukaryota; Metazoa; Chordata; Actinopteri; Semionotiformes; Lepisosteidae
Product: fibronectin type III domain-containing protein 7
Molecular function (GO): protein binding
Source: RefSeq, a predicted model, not a curated record